This is a messenger RNA of Dryobates pubescens (Downy woodpecker), 706 nucleotides long. RefSeq names its product charged multivesicular body protein 3 (gene CHMP3). Bases 43 to 702 code for a protein of 219 amino acids. Lineage: Eukaryota; Metazoa; Chordata; Aves; Piciformes; Picidae. Gene Ontology annotation, cellular component: ESCRT III complex; multivesicular body. The transcript is spliced from 7 exons. Gene Ontology annotation, biological process: protein transport; endosome transport via multivesicular body sorting pathway; late endosome to vacuole transport. The record is from RefSeq and is a predicted model, not a curated record.
GCGGGCACCCGGAAGGGCCGGCGGCGCGAGGCGGCUGCCGCCAUGGGCCUCUUCGGCAAGACCCCCGAGAAGCCGCCCAAGGAGAUGGUCAAUGAGUGGUCCCUGAAGAUAAGGAAAGAAAUGAGAGUGAUUGACAGACAGAUCAGAGACAUCCAGAGGGAGGAGGAGAAGGUGAAGAGGUCGAUCAAGGAGGCGGCCAGGAAGGGACAGAGGGAGGCCUGCGUGAUCCUGGCCAAGGAGCUGCUGCGCUCCCGCCGCGCCGUCGCCAAGCUCUACGCCUCCAGGGCUCACAUGAACUCGGUGCUCAUGGGCAUGAAGAACCAGCUGGCUGUCCUGAGAGUGGCAGGGUCCUUGCAGAAGAGCACAGAAGUCAUGAAGGCUAUGCAAAACCUGGUCAAAAUCCCCGAGAUCCAAGCAACGAUGAGGGAGCUGUCCAAGGAGAUGAUGAAGGCUGGGAUUAUAGAGGAGAUGCUGGAGGACACCUUUGAAGGCCUGGAGGAUCAGGAGGAAAUGGAAGAGGAAGCUGAAAUGGAAAUUGACAAAAUCCUGUUUGAAAUCACAGCUGGGGCCCUGGGCAAAGCCCCCAGCAAGGUGACAGACGCCCUGCCCGAGCCUGAGCCCGAGGGGGCGGCGGCGGCAGCGCUGGACGAGGAGGACGACAUCGAGGCGAUGCAGUCGCGGCUGGCCACGCUGCGCAGCUGAGGCC